Molecule: messenger RNA, 1671 nt
Organism: Leptopilina boulardi
Lineage: Eukaryota; Metazoa; Arthropoda; Insecta; Hymenoptera; Figitidae
Exons: 4
Coding region: 82-693 (203 amino acids)
Source: RefSeq, a predicted model, not a curated record
AAAAAAUGUGACAUUUCGAAAAAGUAUUAAAAAUAUAAAAUAAGAAAAAAAACAAUAAAAAUCGUUUUCAAAAAUGAAGAUAUGACAAAAGUAAAAAAAAAUAUUGAAAUAAAUCCACAAUUUUCAAGAAGAAAUAUAAUGAGUAAUAGGAAAUUUGAAAAAAUUGUCAAAAAUACCAAUGUUUAUGACAAUAUAAAUCUAUUGAAUUCAGUAUUAAUUGGAGCACGAUAUAUCGGUAAAACUGAGAAAGAUGGGAAAAGAAUUUUAAAUAAAUCGCAAAAUGGUGUUUCCUAUCCAUAUUUUGAGAAAGGUUUUCCUCGAGCACAUGCUGCUUAUAAAAAAUCAAAGAAUUAUUUAGGAUCGGUGCAAAAUUAUUCGAAAAAUAAAAGAACUACAGCUUUUUUGAAUAGAAGCGAUCAAGAUUUUGUGACUCAUUUGGCACUCGAUACUGAUACUGCCGAGGAGGCAAUGGAUCGAUUAAAUAAUGGUUCAAUUGAAGAAGAAGUGGAAAUUUUCGCAAAUGAAUUAGAUUACAAAAAUCUUCCACUUGGCAUUGAAUAUGAAAUGGGAAAACCCGUGGGAAAACCAAGACGAAUAAAAAGUGUUAAACUUAUAUUGGGACAUCAUUGGUCAUCUUAUGGAAAUAUUUUCGCUGAUGUUUUUGUAAAAACAAUUUAUCCAAAAUUGUUUUAGAAAAUUUCAAAAUAAAAAAAAAAAAAAUUAAAUCCUUAGAAAUUUCAAAAAAAAAAAAAAAAAAUUGGAAAAUUUUAAAAGAGGACUAAAAGAAAGUGGAUUUGUAAUUUUCCAAAAAAAUUUUCAAAGAAAUUUAUUUUUUAAACCGAAUGAAAUGAAGUUGUCCUUUCAAGAACAUUUGACAGUUCAUACGAUCUCUUAUUUUUGACAGUAAAUUUUAAUUUCUGUUUAUCAAAAUUAUAAUUAUAAAAAAAGGCACAAGUUUUUAUAUUUUCAAAAAUUUCCAAUAAUGAGACCCAAUAAGAAAUUGGAUAAAAAAUUAAAAUUUACACCAAAACAAAAAAGUUCACUAACAAUAUCGUGUUCAAAAAAUUCAAGACAAAUAAUUCCAAAAAAACGUGAUAAAAACAAUGAUCUUAAAAAAGAGAAAAUUGAUGAAAUAAUUUCAAAUUUGGAAAAUAAUGGAGCAGCUGGAUUAUUUCAUUUGAGUUUUGUCAGUAAGGCAAUAAAACGAAGUAUACGUGUUAGUAAAUACAAAAAACCACCACUUUAUGUUAUUUGGAAUAAUGAAUCAAAUUCUUCAUUUAUUGAUGUUGAAUAUCAUAAACGUGGUCGUUGGACGAGAAAAAAUGAAAAAUAUCCAAAAACAAAGAAAAUCAUUAAUUACAAUGAUUGUCUAUUUGAUGCAAUUAGUUUAAAAAUUAAUAAAACCCCACAGGAAAUUCGUAAUAUGACAAUAAAUGAAAUGAAAAACAAUAGAAAUAGUGUUGAAAAACAAUUAGAAAUUUUUGACAAAAUAAAAUAUGAAAAUUCAUCAUCAUUAAUGUUUGGCAAAAUUAAAUCAUCACAAAUGAAAAAAGAUAAAGAAAUAAAAAAGGAAAACGUAAAAAAUAAUUUGCUUUAAAUGAAAAAGUUUUGCAAAAAAAAAAAAAAAAUUGUUUAUUUUUUCAUUUUAAAUAAAUAAAUUCAUUAUUUAUA